Messenger RNA from Maylandia zebra (zebra mbuna), 2550 nucleotides. It is a transcript of the gene egln3, whose product is annotated as egl-9 family hypoxia-inducible factor 3. NCBI's taxonomy places the organism in Eukaryota, Metazoa, Chordata, Actinopteri, Cichliformes, Cichlidae. Gene Ontology annotation, molecular function: methyltransferase activity; L-ascorbic acid binding; ferrous iron binding. The record is from RefSeq and is a predicted model, not a curated record. Gene Ontology annotation, biological process: cellular response to hypoxia; peptidyl-proline hydroxylation to 4-hydroxy-L-proline. Gene Ontology annotation, cellular component: cytoplasm; nucleus.
CAGCCUCUGUACUAGAAUCUGCCGCAAGUCACGUACGUUCCGAGGUGACAGCAGAUUAUUCCACUGCGACUUUUUUGGGAGCAGUAACGGGAUUCACACGGCUUUUUGACUGGGGGAAAAAACCAGCAGGUACACUACCCCGACAGCUGUUUCCGAGAAAAUGUUGUUUUUAUUUUUUUAAUGACAACGUAAAAAAUACGACUUUACUCUCAGUUUGGCAGAUACAAACGGUCUGGAGUCGGCCAAACAGCGCGGUGCUGGCAGAAAUGCGCGUCAGAUAGCUGUUUUAAGACAUUCUGUGUAUGUUUUGGAGGAACAGUCCGCCUAUAUUUUACUGAAUAAGUUUAAAAGUACAACUUCGAUAGACAGGCUAUCCUGCCAAAAAGGUCACGGUAGACUGUGGAACAACCUAAAACAUUAUUAUUAUUAUUAUUAUUAUUAUUAUUAUUAUUAUUAUUAGACUUUCAAAAACUAUCCUAACCCAUUAAAGUACAAUGCAACAAAAACUUCUGACCAAAACUUUCAAAAUAAAAGCAUUGUCGACAAAUGAUUUUGGAUGGUUUUUGGAUAGUGAAGGAAAGUCCUUUCCAGCAUAUAUUCUUGUGAUACUUUUUUUUUUCAACUUUUUGAUAUAUUUUUGUAAUGGCUGUUUGUGUAGCUAUUAAGGUGGCCUUUACUCUCACUCUUAUUUUGGAAACCAGCUUGCUCAUUUUCUGUCUUCCUGUUCUUUCCUGGGGGCUUUGUGCUUUCCUAUAAAACAGUCAGCAGAGUGUAGAGCAGCUAAACAAGUCGGAUGGGAACGCAUGCAGACAUGAGUCCUCUAUCCAAGGUUGUGAAUAAGGAAGAAAUUAAAACUGACUCCCACAAACUUGUCAAUGAUGAUGAUAAUGACCACAGACAUGCAGAUCAGCUGCUCCCCUGGAGGUUUAGCAGUGCUGACACUGGACCUGGAGACACUUUUGUGGGGGCCAAGGUAGAGCCCCAAGUUGGGACUGGUGUCAAAGCUGGAUUUGAUACAGGGUUCGAUACUGGAGGUGGCGUUACAUUUGGGACCAGCAGCAACAGUGUUACAGUUGCAGACAUGAAAGGUCAGAUCCAAGAAAAUGGGACUGGGGUUGAAGCUGGAAUUGAAGCUGUGAGUGAAGUCGGGAAAACAGUCAGAGAUAUAGCCAGGGCUGGGGCUGGGAAAAAUAGGGCCGGGAUCGUACCCUAUGCUCUUCCCUGGAGCGCCCAUCCCAGAUCCAAAGACCGGAGGUACCGCAGCAGUCACAGACUGGUGCUCCACUACAUCAUCCCCAGCAUGAACUCCUAUGGCAUGUGCAUCAUUGACAACUUCCUCGGGAGCAAAAUUGGAGACCGGGUUCUGCAAGAGGUCCAAGAGCUGCACCACUCCGGGAAGAUGCAGGACGGCAAGCUGGCCAGCAGAGGCCUGGACAACACUAGGAGUAUUCGUGGAGACCAGAUAGUUUGGGUGGAAGGAAACGAGCCAGGCUGCGAGAACAUCGGCUACCUGCUGUCGAAGAUGGACAAACUGGUCACCUACGCCGAUGGGAAGUUGGGGAAGCACAAGAUCAGAGGAAGGCACAAGGCUAUGGUGGCGUGUUACCCAGGAAAUGGGGCGGGUUAUGUCAAGCACGUGGACAAUCCCAACUGUGAUGGACGCUGCAUCACCUGCAUCUACUACCUCAACAAGAACUGGAAUGCCAAGGAGCAUGGCGGCAUCCUCAGGAUCUUUCCAGAAGGGAAGUCGUACGUGGCAGACAUCAAGCCACUUUUUGAUAGGCUGCUCUUCUUUUGGUCAGACCGCAGGAACCCACAUGAAGUGCAGCCUUCCUAUACCACCAGGUACGCCAUCACAGUUUGGUAUUUCGACUCUGAGGAGCGAGCCGAGGCCAAGAGACGCUUCAGAGACCUCACAGCAUCAAAGGCGCAGCAGGGCGGUAGCUCCAGCAGCUCCAGCUGAUCACGAGGAGGUGUCACCACCUAGUGUUCAACCUCCAAACCGCAGGAGAGGGCGGCAGGGUUCCUUCUGGUCGUCGAAGCUUCUGGAAAAGCUGAAAGAAAAGUUGAAAAACAAACAAAAAAAAAAGUUUUCACCCUGUCCUGAUCUAAGGACGGGCGUUUCUGACCUGCCUGCAUUUCUGCUGCUGCUCCUGCUGCUGCUAUAACCCGAGGCACUUUGGGCGACCUGCAGCUGUUCUGGACAUUCCCUGCUUUUCAUGAUGUUUCUGCAAUACGCAGCUGAUUUCGUCUGAGUGGAGAGAAAAACUGUACACUGUACUUUUUUUUUUUUUUUGGUAAAUUUUCUUUUAAAGCCUCGCCUUCAGAUGAGAGGAGGAGGAGAGUUUGCCGACAGCUUUCGGGGUUUACAGAGAGACAUGUUUUUAAACCACUGUGACGGAAGUUUCACACUUAAAUGUGUGCUUAAGAAGGAGGAGCACAGAACUGUUGCUUAAACUACAGAAGAAGAAAAAUUGUUUACCAGUAGAUGAUGCCUCGAUAUCCACCGACCAAUGAGGGCUGAACUUGAAAAAGAUGAAAAUACAUGUU